Molecule: messenger RNA, 726 nt
Organism: Medioppia subpectinata
Lineage: Eukaryota; Metazoa; Arthropoda; Arachnida; Sarcoptiformes; Oppiidae
Source: the annotation of a GenBank genome assembly
AUGGCAGACAUAUUGGCCUCAAACGAGACGGUGUUGUUGUCGAUCACAACGGAUCACAACUCAUUCGCCACCGAAAGGAGAUUCCCAUCAAAUCUAUUGAUAUCCGAUUUGAAGGCCAAACUCGAGUUAAUUACCGGCGCUUCCAAUGAGACAAUGGAUUUGCAAGUAUUGGACAGUAAUCACGAUUUGGUCAUGAAAUUAGACGAUAACGGGAGACGAUUGAAGAGCUAUUUGAGUGAUAAUCAGAACCAAUUGAAUGUUCACGUAUUGGACACCACUGUGAAAGUGGGCGACUUCGAGGACGUGAGUGGUGUCCCGAAGUUUGAAUUAUCACAACAGGAGUACGAGAAGAGAGGCGACUCUGUGCUGGCAUUCAAGCAGAAGAACAAAAUCGGAAGAUUUGGUGAUCCGGACGGCGCCGGCGGCGACGACCCGAUGAGCGACGGCCUCCGCGAGUGUGACAUAAAUGUGGGCCAAAGGUGUGAAGUCUGUGUGAAGGGUUCGGCCAGACGUCGGGCGACUGUCAUGUUUGUGGGCAACACUCACUUCAAGUCCGGCCUUUGGAUUGGCGUCCAAUACGACGAGCCUUUGGGCAAAAACGACGGCUCAGUCGAUGGGAAGCGGUAUUUCAAUUGCCGGUCAAAAUACGGCGGUUUUAUUCGACCAAACGAUUGCAUUAUCGGAGACUUUCCCGAAAUAGGCUUCGACUCCGACGACGAGAUGUAG